AUGCAUUGGGAUAUAGGCAGUGCGCAAUGCCUCUCCGAAGCUGCAGCUACCGGCCUUGCUCACGACCUGCGGAACGGACGUUCGGAAGCUAAUACGGACCCAGAUACCUAUUAUGCGGCUUUGGAUGCCGCCAAAAAGCAGCAUUUAUUAAGCCUCAUUGCCAAAAUCAACCUCGUGGCCCUGACUUCGGCUGCUAGCACGGCUCGCAAUGGCUUGUGCUGUAGAGUGCCAGCUCUCGAAUUCCAUUCCAAGGGUCGGCCCAAUCUAGAACUUAUCCAGAGCCAGUUGGGCGGCCAAAAUUGUCAUCUUGACAUUGAGUUCGAGGACGGUACCGUCUGGCUGGCCCGUAUCCGCCUCGACGAUCCUCUACUUCCGCCGAAACCUACCCAAGAAUACAUCUUCAUGAGCGAGAUGGCAACGCUGAAAUUUCUAGAGAAGACAGGCGUCCCCGCUCCAAAGGUCUACGCAUAUGCUGCUGAUUCCAUCAUCAAUCCUGUUCGUGCAUCAUACGCGCUUAUGGAAAAGUUGCCUGGUGUGCCAUUGGAAUGGGAUGAAGCUACAUCCGGCCAAAGGACCAGAGUCAUGGACCAGCUUGUGGAUAUCUUCCUUGAAUUAGAGAAGCACCCUUUUCACACCAGUGGAUCCCUGAGCCUUAGCCAGGACGUUCUCAAAGUUGGCGGCUUCGCGCAACUACCUUUGUUCUCGUCCCCAGAACAGACACUGGGCCCUUUCGAAACCCUACAGUCUUCGCUACAUGCCAUGAUCUCUCAGCAGCAAGACCAAAUCGUCAACGGCGAGCUUUCCUCUCUGGCCGUGGAUAAUUAUCUCUCCCACUGCUGGCGUCUUGACAUGAUCACGCAUGUCACUGCCCACUGCCACGAAAGCGGACCAAGCUUCUUCCUCAAACAUUUUGACGAUAAGGGUGAUCAUAUACUCGUCGACGCUGAUUUCAACAUCACUGGUAUCAUCGACUGGGAAUUUGCCUCCGCCGAGCCCAAUACUCUCGCCUUUAGCACGCCGUGCAUGCUCUGGCCUGUGGGAGACUUUUAUGAAGGGAAGAAUGGGCUUUCUGCGGAAGAGAUCGAGUUUGCAGGGAUUUUCCAGGCCCGUGGCCGUGGUGACAUCGGCAAGAUUAUGCUGGAGAGUAGAAAGAUGCAACGAUUCAUUUUUUUCAAUGGUGGGGGUGUCUCUAGCGACCAAGAGGAAUUUCAGGCUCUAUUUACUGGGCUGAGAACUGCAUGGGCCACACAAGAUGAGCAUCCGACCUCUUACGAAGAUUGGAAACGGGACGCGGAAAAGAGAUACAAAGGCGAUCCUGGCCUGCAGAUUGUCCUCCGGGGCCAAAGUGGCAGUGUUUCAAAAACCGGAGGACGGCAGUGCAGUUGCUGCCGGAUUCAAGGGGUAAAUGAAGGUUAG
This is a messenger RNA of Capronia epimyces CBS 606.96, 1416 nucleotides long. RefSeq lists its product as uncharacterized. Bases 1 to 1416 code for a protein of 471 amino acids. Lineage: Eukaryota; Fungi; Ascomycota; Eurotiomycetes; Chaetothyriales; Herpotrichiellaceae. The transcript has 2 exons. The record is from RefSeq and is a predicted model, not a curated record.